GAAAAUCGGAAGCGGAAGUGUGGGGCCUGUGAAUUCUAGCAGGAUGCGCGGAUCCCGCUGAGGGAUUUUCCCUUUAUUUAAUAUCCUCCUCGACUGCGCUGUGAAAAAUAUAGCUAUCUGAAAUAAACAUCUGCCAUGUCCGAGACAUACGAUUUCCUGUUUAAGUUCCUUGUUAUCGGGAAUGCGGGAACUGGAAAAUCAUGUCUCCUCCACCAGUUCAUAGAGAAGAAAUUCAAAGAUGACUCAAAUCAUACAAUCGGAGUGGAGUUUGGCUCUAAGAUAAUCAAUGUGGUCAACAAAUUUGUCAAACUUCAGAUUUGGGACACAGCAGGACAGGAACGGUUCAGAUCUGUAACACGAAGCUAUUACAGAGGGGCAGCAGGAGCUCUCCUUGUCUAUGACAUCACCAGUCGGGAGACAUACAACGCUCUGACCAAUUGGCUGACAGAUGCCAGGAUGUUAGCCAGUCAGAACAUUGUUAUAAUACUGUGUGGUAAUAAGAAGGACCUGGAUGCUGAUCGGGAGGUCACCUUUCUGGAGGCGUCUCGCUUCGCUCAGGAGAAUGAGCUUAUGUUUCUAGAGACCAGUGCUUUAACCGGGGAAAAUGUGGAAGAGGCCUUCAUCCAGUGUGCACGCAAAAUCCUCAACAAAAUAGAAUCAGGUGAGCUAGAUCCAGAGCGAAUGGGUUCAGGGAUUCAGUAUGGUGAUGCAGCACUACGGCAGCUUCGUUCCCCAAGACGAGCUCAGGCUGAGAGCGUGCAGGAGUGUGGUUGUUAGAGAACCAAAGGCCAGAACAUUUUGUAAAGAUUAUUUUGGGAAUGGGACAACAGACCCAAAACAGUGGAGAAACUCUUCCCUCUCCUUCCUUUUUCUUCGGCCCAGACAAGCCUGACAUCUUGGGACGCCGCUGUGCUCUAGAACAAUCCGGGUCGAGGCAAAGACACCAACCGAGGAUGAUGAAUCUAGGCCCUUGCUGAAUGUUCUGCACUGAGCUUGACCCAUUAAACCCUCUAUUUCCUGUCCUACUCCUAUUAAAGUAUUUAGGUCUUGUGUAAAGAAGAACUUAAAUCAUUAUUUUGAAGCAUGUUUACGGACUGCAUUUCCAUAACUUGAAUGAUUAGGUUUUAUCAGCUCAGGAGUGCUAUGGGUUAGGUCAUAUCAGCUGAAAACUUUGAUUUUAAUCAUUUUCUAUUUUUUAUUUUUUGCUGAUGACAUAUGUAUCAUUUCAUCCCGUAAAGUAAUACUGAUUAUAUAUAUAUAUAUAGCUAUAAAAGGCUGAACACUGAUUAUAUAGAUAUAUAUAUAAAUCUGUGUAUUACUUUACCAGAUAUAAAAUCAUGUUUUAUAAAUGUGAAUGCUUUCUUUGAAAAGCACGCACUGUUGUUUAAUUCCAUGGUUUUACAUUUACUUUAUUUUCGCACACACACACACACACACACACACACACAUAUAUAUAUAUAUAUAUAUAUAUACUUAUAUCAGAAGGUAUGUUACUUUUGAAACCUGGAAUGUCAAAUUAUAGUAUAUAUCGAGUCACAGACUUAUCUUCUAUUCAUAUAUAGUAGUGAAAAUCUAAAAAAAUGAAAUACAUUGAGAAGUCACUGUUACUACAAAGUGUUACCUUGCACAGCAUACUUAACUGCUGUUGUCAUGUUUAAAAAUGUUCUUUUGACUAUCUCAUGCCAAGUGUUAUUAAAUGUAUCAUCACAUUUUUAAAUGUAAUUGUAUCUGCAUUCAGCUUCAUUCAUACAUUUCGGAAAAAUGUGUUCGGUCCUGUAUUUCAUUCAUUUCAAUUUAUUUUUUUAACAUGGCUGUGUUACUGAUAACAGAGGUGGGAAGUAUUGUCUGUGGUUCAACAUUGUAUGCAUACACUGCUGAAAAUGUUUACAGUUAACUGUUAAUAGGAGCACAUGCUUCACAAGCCAUACAAGUUAUUUGCAUUAUGUUAUUGCUACAAAGCCACACUUUUUGAGGAGAGAGGAAAUGUUGUAAUAAUUAUUACCCUUGCUGUUUUGUUUUUGUCUAAUACAACUGUAAAAGGAAUAGAUGGGAGCAAGGCUAAGACCAGUGUAAUUUCAGAUAUCACUAAUUUUGUUGAAAGAUAUAAUUAUGAUAUGGUCUAGGCUUACUUGGAAACAUCAGCUGACUUACACUGAUACACUCCUUUCAAACAGAUUAUGCUAAUAUUAUAUUAAAUUAUUUUAAUAGAAUCAUUUUACCCCAUGUGUAUUUCCAUGUUGUACAAUAAUUUUGGAUGGCAUCUCUGUAAACAAUAAAGGUAACAAAAAAUACAAA
Molecule: messenger RNA, 2295 nt
Organism: Hemibagrus wyckioides
Lineage: Eukaryota; Metazoa; Chordata; Actinopteri; Siluriformes; Bagridae
Gene: rab4a
Product: RAB4a, member RAS oncogene family
Exons: 8
Coding region: 136-777 (213 amino acids)
Biological process (GO): Rab protein signal transduction; regulation of endocytosis
Cellular component (GO): endosome
Molecular function (GO): GTPase activity; GTP binding
Source: RefSeq, a predicted model, not a curated record